Molecule: messenger RNA, 1515 nt
Organism: Cyphellophora europaea CBS 101466
Lineage: Eukaryota; Fungi; Ascomycota; Eurotiomycetes; Chaetothyriales; Cyphellophoraceae
Exons: 1
Coding region: 1-1515 (504 amino acids)
Biological process (GO): maturation of 5.8S rRNA from tricistronic rRNA transcript (SSU-rRNA, 5.8S rRNA, LSU-rRNA); nuclear-transcribed mRNA catabolic process, RNase MRP-dependent
Cellular component (GO): ribonuclease MRP complex
Molecular function (GO): rRNA primary transcript binding
Source: RefSeq, a predicted model, not a curated record
AUGUCAAACACAAAAACGCGACCAAACCCCAAUGCAAAAGCCGCCUCCGCGCCACGACCCAGAUUUGGCACCGCCAACCCAUCGAAACCAAAACCUCCAUCACGGCCUCAACCACCAGCGCCCAAACGCCGCAAGAUCAGUCCCACCAAACGCAUCACUCUCUUCCCGCAUCCCCCGCGGCCGCGGCACCACCUCCCGACGCUCCAACCCUCCGUCACCGACACCAGCGGCACAACUCUAAACAGCGCCGCCGCCGCCGCCGCUGCUCCAGCCGCAGACCGUCUAAAGCGGCUCCACGCCAUCACCUCGCUGCUCGCGACGCUGCACGCGCGCAACAAGAACCAGCAUCGCGCACAGCUGUGGUUCAAGUGGCUCAACCUCCUCAGGCGGCGAGUGGCGGAAUUGCUGAGGUUGGAGGUCGAGCUCUUUGAGUUACGGUAUGGUGGGCGAGGAGACACUGGUGCGGGGGUAGGGGUGGAUAUGGGGGUGGGAGCAAGGGAGGUGAGGAGGCGGUUUGAGAGGGAGGGGAUUUUGGAGGAGCGGAAAGGCGAGGUGGAAGGGUGGGUGCGGGAAAGGGUCCUGCCUGGUGCGUCGGUCGCGGUGAGUGGGCUUGUGGGGGAUGGGCAGUUUGCGGGGAUAGGCUUGGUUUUGAUGGGGGUUUUGGCGGAUGUGAGGGCGCUUGUGGGUGGGCCGUUGGAGAGGGUGGCGGAGAUGGAGGCUCGGGCGGAUGGCGGGCGUGGUGUCCUACUUACGACACGACAGGCGGCAGAGGACGAUGAGGAUGGACGGGCAGAGGAUACUGGGCAGGUGGUGCAGCGACGAGAAGAGGCCGACACUGGCGAUGCGGACUGGCACAAGCUGGCGAGUAGACCUGUCAGCAAGAUCGAACAUGGCGCCACCGCCGACUCCGACGUCGAAGUGCACGAUGCCCACGAAGCCGACAUCGACCAGGAGAUACGAGCCUCCUCGCCUUUCGCCGCCUUCAGCGACGAUGAAAUUGACUCGGCAGAUCCCUCUGCGGGGAGCUCCGGCGCGGCGGCUGAGGGAUCUGGCCUUACUACUACUGCUCAUCAGGCCCAUGUACAUGCGCCGCCGCAGCACGUCAAGCCGCGCGGGACCUACAGCACGGGACGACUUAGGGAGGAUGGCGAUGCGGAGUUCCGACCCGCAAGACCAGCAGGCGCGGCAGAUGCAAGUCAGCCACACGAUGGGAGCACAGCGGUAGCCGUGAAGUAUAGCGAGGACAAGUCGACUGGGCCCAGAGAUCAGGACGGACAUGGAGUUAAGCUCUUGGGGAGGCCAAAGUCGAGCAAGAAGCAGCAGCGGCAGCAGCGGCAGAAGGAGCAGAGGGAGGAUUACACGGGGUCGAUAAUGGGCGAGACCAACAUCAAAGGCAAUAGCAAAGGCAAGACCAGGACCAAGACCAAGAGCAUAGGCAAGAGCAAAGGCAAGACCAAGGGCAAGACCAAAGGAAAAGGCAACGCAAUCGACGACCUCUUUGCGGGCUUCAAGUAA